Messenger RNA from Perca fluviatilis (European perch), 4968 nucleotides. RefSeq names its product transforming growth factor, beta receptor 1 b (gene tgfbr1b). The record is from RefSeq and is a predicted model, not a curated record. Gene Ontology annotation, cellular component: plasma membrane; activin receptor complex. Gene Ontology annotation, biological process: heart development; nervous system development; transforming growth factor beta receptor signaling pathway. Gene Ontology annotation, molecular function: ATP binding; transforming growth factor beta receptor activity, type I; activin receptor activity, type I. Bases 54 to 1574 code for a protein of 506 amino acids. The transcript has 9 exons. Lineage: Eukaryota; Metazoa; Chordata; Actinopteri; Perciformes; Percidae.
CCUCAGCGCUGUGAGAAGUUAGCAGUCGGCUGGCAGAUUGGUCCGUAGCCACGAUGGAUGCAAUACCAUGCCUUCUGUUUGUCCUCCUGUUCGGGACACGGAUACAAGAACAUACCGCCCUCCAGUGUUACUGUGACCGCUGCAGCGCCAACUCCAGCUGCAGCACCGAUGGCGUCUGCUUCGUCGCCAUCCGUAAGUCGGGCGGCCAGCUGACCACUGAGCAGCGCCAGUGUGUGCACGAAAACGAACUGAUCCCGCGAGACAGGCCCUUCAUCUGUGCCCCAUCCGUCAAACAAGACAAGGGCAUUUACCCCUUGUGCUGCACCACGGACAACUGCAACGAAAAGCCUAAACUGGAUAUCAUUCCUGUACCCACAGUGAAGACCCCUCCUCUGGGCCCCGUGGCCCUGGCAGCGGUGAUUGCCGGCCCCGUGUGUGUGUUCUGCCUGCUGCUGGUCCUGGCCUUCUACGUCUGCCACAGCCACAGGGGUCUGGGGGCCGGCGGUGCAGGGGCCCACCACCACCACCACCGGGUGCCCAACGAAGAGGACCCCUCCAUGGACCACCCCUUCAUCACCGUGGGAACAACGCUGAAAGACCUCAUCUAUGACAUGACCACCUCGGGCUCUGGAUCAGGCCUGCCGCUGCUGGUCCAGAGGACUAUCGCCAGGACCAUCAUCCUCCAGGAGAGCAUCGGGAAGGGCCGAUUCGGGGAGGUGUGGCGGGGUAAGUGGCGUGGCGAGGAGGUGGCCGUGAAGAUCUUCUCCUCCCGUGAGGAGCGCUCCUGGUUCCGCGAGGCCGAGAUCUACCAGACGGUGAUGCUGAGACACGAGAACAUUCUGGGCUUCAUCGCUGCUGACAACAAAGAUAACGGCACGUGGACUCAGCUGUGGCUGGUGUCGGACUACCACGAGCACGGCUCCCUGUUUGACUACCUGAACCGCUACACAGUCACUGUGGAGGGCAUGAUCAAACUGUCCCUGUCCACCGCCAGCGGCCUCGCACACCUCCACAUGGAGAUAGUGGGGACACAAGGGAAGCCAGCCAUUGCACACAGAGACCUGAAGUCCAAGAACAUCCUGGUGAAGAAGAACGGGACGUGCUGCAUCGCCGACCUGGGGCUGGCCGUCCGCCACGACUCGGCCACCGACACCAUCGACAUCGCUCCAAACCACAGAGUGGGAACCAAAAGGUAUAUGGCUCCGGAGGUACUGGACGACUCCAUAAACAUGAAACACUUUGAGUCUUUCAAGCGAGCGGACAUCUACGCCAUGGGCCUGGUGUUCUGGGAGAUCGCCAGCCGCUGCUCUAUGGGAGGCAUCCAUGAGGACUACCAGCUGCCCUACUACGACCUGGUCCAGUCGGAUCCAUCAGUGGAGGAGAUGAGGAAGGUGGUGUGUGAGCAGAAGCUUCGGCCCAACAUUCCCAACCGCUGGCAGAGCUGUGAGGCCCUGCGGGUGAUGGCCAAGAUCAUGAGGGAGUGUUGGUACGCCAACAGUGCCGCCCGACUCACCGCUCUGCGGAUCAAGAAAACCCUGUCUCAGCUCAGCCAACAGGAGGGCAUCAAGAUGUAGACAUCCCUACCAAACACACACACACACACACACACACACACACACACACACACACACACACACACACACACACACACCUCUGACUGGCAUCCAUAUCGUUAUCAUUACAGCAUUAUUAUCUUCAUUAUUAUUCAUUUGCUGUGCCCCCUUUGGUUCGAAGGGAACUGAAGACUUUGCCCCCUGAGCUCUUUUUUUCUCAUCCCAUUUCCUUCAUUGACAAACUGAUGAGUCGUGAACGUGAGGAGGUGUGUGUGUGUGGGUGCGUGUGUGUGUGUGUGUGUGUGUGUGUGCGUGUGUGUGUGCGUGUGCGCGCGUGUGGUGCACUGUGCUGACGUGCACACAGGAUGGAUGGAUGGAUGGAUGGAUGGAUGGAUCUAAUGAGGGAGGGCCGCGAGCCAUUAAAGGAUAUCCUCCAUCCUCCUUUGCUACAUUCAUCACAUGGGACCCAUCUCAAGUCCCGCCUCCACCACUCAUCACAACCAAUAAGAGCUCAGAGCCCGUCAGGUUACCAUUAGGCAAGCCAGGCAGCUGGGAAUCAGCUGGGCGGCCUCAUUGUAUAUCAGCAUUAGAGAGCUAAGCUACUCUUCAGUAGGGCUGCACCUCGCUCAUUCACAUCUUUGAAGAGCGCUGCGAGUCAUGGGAAAUGUCCUCCCACCGGAAACGAGCCCAAGGGAACUUUUGGAAUAGAUCCAUGUGAUUUGUGGCAUUAGCAUGAUAUGUACAUAUUUGAAUGUGUGAGGUGCAUAAUUGGUUCUGAUCACAGGGACGCUGAGCAGUGUAACAUGUACCACACUUGAGUGACCUGCUAGUCAAAUCCAAAGACAAACGGGAUGAACAGUGCACAUUUGGUCCGACGUGCUCUGUGGUUUAGAGGUGGAGCUUUGUUCCACUGGUCCGCAGCUGUCGGAGCCGCUCAGCCAUGAUCCAGAGUAUUUCAGAGAGUAAAGGUGGCGUUGUGUGCAGCCCUACUGUUGAGUUGUCUUACAGUAGCAUUGGGAACUGAAGCGUGGACCCGGGGGUUAUGGGACGCUCUGUAAGCCGCCCUGCGGGCUCCUUCAUCGCUUUAGUUCUCUCUCAUCUCUGCAACGCGUUUGCACUGUUGUAUAUCCGUCACUCCCCCAGGGAGUCGGACAGGUCAGUUUAAUUUAUUGUUUGUUUGUUUUUUCAAUUUUCGUUUUGGUGGCAGGGGAUCUUUUUUUUUUUUUUUUUUUUUUGCUAAACUAAACUGGACAUGAUGACCUCAUUCAUUUUUGGCGAACAUGAUCAACAUAUGCAAUAUACAGUAGAUAAAUGUGUCUAUUUUCUAUACUGUGCUCUGCUAAACCACAAACCGCAAGAACAACAGCAACAGCGCUCAGCUGCCACCAUGCCUUCCAACCAGCUGUUACCGGAAAGUGCCAGUGCUUUAACAACCCAACUCCUCUCAUGUCGGCUGGGUGGGUGUGUGUGUGUGUGUGUCUGUGUGUGACACGCUGUGUGUUUGUGUGUAUGUGUCAGAGAAGAGGCCUGCCGAGCACACAGCGCGCUCGUACUAUGCACACCCAAGAAAAUAGGUACGCAAAGCAAGGAGGGGACACACAGCAGCGUCACAGCACCCCAAGUCCAGCCGACUCUCUGGUGCCAUCACAACCCCCCCCCUCACCGACACCGACCACCUCAGCAACAACUCAUCGUGCAGCGAGUCUGGACAACACGCUCCAGCACCUCAAACUGUGUUUAUUUGGAAAGAUAAUGCCACAGAAGCUGGCGGCGGCUUUGGAAAAAAGACACAAAGACUUGUAAGCAUUACUGAUGUUGCCCUAUAAAUGUAAACUCUUGGAUUUCUGAUUUUUGAUCCUUUCAUGUCAACUUUUUUCUCCUCCUGUAGGAUAAUCAUCAACAAGGAGGUACAUUCAUUCAUUUAAAUAUAGCAAACGGAGAUUUACUAAGCCAUAGAUUUUCCAGGUUAUGUAUAAUUUUUUUUCUUCUUUUUUGUGGCAAGGUCUUUUCUACUAUAAAAAAAAAAAAAGAUGAAAAUGAAAAUGUGCAUCAAAAGGACAAUUUUGUCAUUUCAGCUUAGCAAGCCUUAAGGGACCAACACAUAAGAGUCAGGAUCUGCUCUUAUUCUUUCUUUCUUUAUUUGUGUUUUUAGUUUUUAAUGAAAAAAGAUUUAUAUAUACAUAUACUAUAUAAUUGAUUACUAUGAUAAAUGUGUCAUUAUUCUAUCUAAAGGACAAAAAAAAUAUAUGCAGCACCCGAUUUCACAGUUUGUUUCGGUCAAGUGUUUGUCCUUUUGCCAGGUUGCGAUACAUCUGAACGCGCGGACUGACUUUACAGAGAUGUGUCCCGAGUUCCACCGGAAGCACUUGUCUUUUUAGGACAAGUCAAAGCAAGUCCGUGAUGAGAUCCAGUUUAAAUGCACAGCAUGAAGCAGUCAGUGAUGAAUACACCGAGUCAAAGAGUCUUUCGAUUGUUCAGCAAUAAGUGCACUUGUGAACCACUGCAGGGUUGAGUCGGUCUGUCUCCGUUGUUUGUCUUUGCGGUUUAUUGAUGUGCUGCUACGUAGUUGUCCGCCUCGCUUCCCGAGCGGAGGCGAGAGCUGGCGUUGGAUGUAAAUACCUUUCAGGUCGUCUGAAUCUGAUCAUUUUUGUGCCAUGUUGCUCCGACGCGAAACCAGCUCGUCGUCAACGAGGAGUUGUCGUUCUCUGCUUGGCGGUGUUCGGCGAGAAUGGAAAGCUGCGACCUCCGUGGGCCGUGGUGGGAAGCCACUGAGUACACGCAUACCGAACAGCACGGUUCGAAAUCCACUGAAAGCUAGUUUCUUCUACUAGGAGUGUAGAGGAGGGCGAGGAACAAAGACAUCCACUUCUGGUUGAGUAAAGUCCUUACAGUAACUGAUCAUGUCAAAUAGAUGGAUAAUGUCCUAAUAAUCUGGCAUACAUCCCGUGUAAUGUCAUUAUUAGCAUUAAUGCCUUUCUUCAGGAGAAGCUCAGUGCCCAUUUCUUUGCAGACAGCACUUUGACAUGGAUGUCACAACCGGUUGAGUCGUGAAAUCCAUGCCAUGGAUGUCACAACUCAACCGGUUGAGUCAUUAGCACUAACAUGGAUUCCAUGUUAGUGCUAAUGACUCAACCGGUUGUUUUUGGGUUGAUUCAGAGCCUCCCGUCAUCCUUUUUAAACUUUGGUAAGAAAGAACCCAAAGUUUGACAAAUAGCAGACACAUUGGGAUGUAGUUCACUGGUCCGAGUCGUGAAUUUUUUUUUUUUUUUAGUUUUUUUUAAAUAUGUAGAAAUGGUCAGCAGUGGCAGAAUGUGACACAUUAUUGUAAAUAUACAAAAGAAGAAAGUUGCCUGAUCUUUGAAGAAAGUGAAGUGGAACUCGCUGCUAUAUUAAAUACAAAAAGGGUGACGGACUA